This is a messenger RNA of Dermacentor silvarum, 1432 nucleotides long. Its product is annotated as monocarboxylate transporter 12-like. Gene Ontology annotation, biological process: transmembrane transport. The record is from RefSeq and is a predicted model, not a curated record. The transcript has 5 exons. Bases 8 to 1213 code for a protein of 401 amino acids. Lineage: Eukaryota; Metazoa; Arthropoda; Arachnida; Ixodida; Ixodidae. Gene Ontology annotation, molecular function: monocarboxylic acid transmembrane transporter activity.
UGCCCCUAUGGAUAUCUGCUGGAAUGUACCGGUGGCCAUGGCUGCUGCAGCAUUCUUUGUCUGCAUGCCGUGGUCGUGGUUUGGCCUCUUAUUCGUGUUCUUCAUGGAGAAGUUCGACAUCACGAGGGAGAUGGCGUCCUGGCCAAAAAGCACCGCUUCCAUGCUCAGCCACAUUUCAGGACUGGCAGUCUACGCUCUUCAGCGAUGCAGCAAAACCUACUAUAUCGUGUUGUUGAGCACCAUUCUUUCUUCAGCAGCUUUUAUUUUGUCAGCAUUUGCAUCCAACAUAUGGUGGAUGACCAUGACAGUUGGCGUGAUGCACGGCUUGGGUCAUGGAAUCUUCGUCACGUCGUCCUCCGUGUACACGCUUAUUCACUUCGAGAAGUACCGCGCCAUUGCAACGUCACUAGGCUUCAUUGCCUACGGGGCAUCGGCAAUCGUCAGCCAGUUUGUGCUGGCUUACCUCGUGGAACAUUACGACGUCGAUGGGGCUCUGCUCGUCUACGGCGCAGUGCUGCUAAACUCUACCGCCAUUGUUAUGCUAGCGAAGAACCCUCGCGCACUCAAAUUUUCUUGCAAAGCAAGAAAGUCACAACCUCUGCUGAAAGCGGACCUCGACCCAAGACAUUAUGAAGCUACAACGGACCCCAACGCUACCCAACAAAGCCCAGACGAACUACAAGGCCCACAUUUACCGGAAAGGAAGAUACUGUUGGAGAGCUGUUCUCUAACGCAAGCUUUGGCGCUGUUCUACACGCCAGCGUUCUACGUUCUUCUUGUGACUGUAGUUGUCGGAGAUUACACGAAUCUGGAAUUCUCGGCGACCAUCGUGGACUACGGGAUCGACAAAGGCAUAGCUCUGGACAGCGCCAAACAUCUCAUUACCUUCAGUGCAAUUGGCCAGCUUGUGGGCCGUGUGGUGGUGCCGCUUCAGGCAGACUUCUCACCCUUCACACGCCGACUUCUGUACACCCUUAGCUUUCUGGCCCUUUGUUCCUGCAUGGUGGCAUUGCCGUAUGUUUCUGCCCCUGGGACCAUUUUUGCGUUGGCAACUGUGGCAGGAGCGUCACAUGGGCUACGUAAUAUGCAUCAAGUACGUGCUGCUCGCGGAAUACCUUGGCGUCGAACGGACGGCUGCUGCUAUCGGCCUCAUCGGUAUCUUUAUGACGCCAGUGUUCCUAGUCAGCCCAACAAUUUUAGGACAGUUUCGUGACGUUGCUGGAUCGUACGAUGGCUACUACCUGCUCAUGGGCGCCAUCAGCUUGGUGGCCGCUGUGCUCUUUGCGACACACGAUGCCUGCAGACAAAGAAGGACACAGUGGACACACUGCGUUAAAAAGAAGCCUCCUACACACGAAGAAAUAUAACUAUUUUGCAACAAAAAGUGGAGUCUUUCUUUGCUCUGGUACCCGACUCCUUUUUAAAGAGUAGG